AUGGCCUGGUUACCCUUUUUGCAUGGGUCUUCGGAUAGGUUCAGUGCCGAUAAGUUUGAAAGGGAGUUAAAAGCCAUAUCUACGAAAAUCCUUAAAAACGAAAGAAAGUCUAUACGCUACAAAAGACAAUUUAAGCAAUGGAGAGCUUCCCUCUUGUUCUAUAUCAGCAUUUUGUACACAAUUUUGAUUGCUUAUGAACUGAUCUUUAUUUCACGUGGUCGGCAAAUGUAUAUCCACUUAGUGGUAAUCCCUAUUGGAAUGUUAUUGUGCGAUAUGCUCUACAAGAAACUUUUCAAUAUCAUGAUGAGACGUAUAGAAACAAACCUUGUGGACCUCCGAACUCAACAUAAAGAAAAGAUUGAAAAUUUAAAGGACCUGUCAAACUUCAACGAAACUUCUUCUUUGUUGAAACGAUUCACUGAUGGGGAAGAUCUAGAAGCGCUGGAGAGAGAACAGGCAGAAGCAGCAAGGAAACAACAAGAAUAUUUUAAAUUGCUUGAAACACCACCUCCAGUCUUAAGUGGCGUGCCAAAUUCGUCUUCUCGUCCGAGUUCUCUAUUUGAACCUAUUAUGAAGCUGCUCCUUGGAGAGGACGAGAUGUCUCCUAACAAUCGAUAUGCCCUGAUAUGCACUCUUUGCUAUCAAAAUAAUGGCCUUGCACCUCCAGGUGAGGUUCCAGGGGAAGUGAAAUACAUUUGCAUCAACUGUGGGUAUCUCAAUGUACCAGAGAAAGAUCAGUUACCAGGCGUGGAUGGUACGGAGAACGACACCAUAAACCAGCGGAUGUCUGAUCAUGUUCAAUUAGAUAGUAACAAGACUGGAGAUGAAGGAGCUAAAGAAAAAAAUAAGGAAACAUAG
Molecule: messenger RNA, 858 nt
Organism: Komagataella phaffii GS115
Lineage: Eukaryota; Fungi; Ascomycota; Pichiomycetes; Pichiales; Pichiaceae
Exons: 1
Coding region: 1-858 (285 amino acids)
Biological process (GO): endoplasmic reticulum tubular network organization
Cellular component (GO): endoplasmic reticulum tubular network
Source: RefSeq, a predicted model, not a curated record